Poeciliopsis prolifica (blackstripe livebearer) is the source of this 361-nucleotide messenger RNA. RefSeq names its product potassium voltage-gated channel subfamily E member 1-like. The coding region runs from base 96 to 329 and encodes 77 amino acids. The transcript has a single exon. Gene Ontology annotation, biological process: regulation of heart rate by cardiac conduction; ventricular cardiac muscle cell action potential; potassium ion export across plasma membrane. NCBI's taxonomy places the organism in Eukaryota, Metazoa, Chordata, Actinopteri, Cyprinodontiformes, Poeciliidae. The record is from RefSeq and is a predicted model, not a curated record. Gene Ontology annotation, cellular component: membrane. Gene Ontology annotation, molecular function: potassium channel regulator activity; voltage-gated potassium channel activity involved in ventricular cardiac muscle cell action potential repolarization; transmembrane transporter binding.
AGCAGCGGCCUCCAGCCGCCCGGAACCACACUACCCAUGAUGCUUUGCAGCAAGCGGCGGCCUCCGCCAGCGGCCGCGAUCAGCCGGAGGAGCUGAUGUUCAUACUGCUGGUGGUCGGCCUCUUCAGCUUCUUCACCUUCGGCAUCAUGCUGAGCUACAUCCGCUCCAGGAAGCUGGAGAGCUCCCAGGACCCGUACCACCAGUACAUCGCCCACGACUGGAGUACCGUGGCGGGGCCGCCCAGGGCCGUGGCCGAGGCGCUGCAGCGGGGGGCCCAGGGCCCGGUGGUCCUCUGCAACCCUGUGGCCGUGCAGCCGCUGCCGGAGUAAACCGGCGACGAUUCUCCAGGCCUGGAGGAUCA